Molecule: messenger RNA, 507 nt
Organism: Acaromyces ingoldii
Lineage: Eukaryota; Fungi; Basidiomycota; Exobasidiomycetes; Exobasidiales; Cryptobasidiaceae
Product: APG12-domain-containing protein
Exons: 2
Coding region: 1-507 (168 amino acids)
Biological process (GO): autophagy of mitochondrion; nucleophagy; autophagosome assembly
Cellular component (GO): phagophore assembly site membrane; Atg12-Atg5-Atg16 complex; cytoplasm
Source: RefSeq, a predicted model, not a curated record
AUGUCGGAGUCCGCAUCGCCAGUGCCGGCCCCGUCGGCAGCAGCGGGGAGCGCCCUCUCUGCAGGGAACGGUGGCUCUCCUUCCGUCAUCACGUCAGCGAUUGGCACGCCCUCGCUCUCCACCGCCGCCAGCAACAACCACGGCAGCGGCGUGGCUUCACCCCCUCCGUCCUCGGGCCAUCGCCACCCGUACUCGGCCGCCUCGCUGAGCGCGCUAGAAGUGUACAAGAAGAGAGACCCCUCCAAGAUUGUGAUUCGCUUCAAGGCAAUCGGGAGCGCCCCCCAGAUGAAGAACAACUACUUCCGCAUCACGUCUUUCAAUCGCUUCCAGGCCGUCAUCCAAUUCCUUAGAAAGGAGCUGGGGAUGAAGCAGAGCGAUGCGCUCUUCACCUACAUCAAUUCGUCGUUUAGCCCAGCGCCAGACGAUAGCGUUGGAAACCUCUUUCGAUGCUUCGGGACCGAGGGUCAUCUCAUCGUCAAUUACUCUCUCCAAGCUGCUUGGGGCUGA